This is a messenger RNA of Exserohilum turcica Et28A, 2048 nucleotides long. RefSeq names its product glycoside hydrolase family 16 protein. The transcript has 3 exons. NCBI's taxonomy places the organism in Eukaryota, Fungi, Ascomycota, Dothideomycetes, Pleosporales, Pleosporaceae. Gene Ontology annotation, biological process: fungal-type cell wall organization; carbohydrate metabolic process. Gene Ontology annotation, molecular function: hydrolase activity, hydrolyzing O-glycosyl compounds; glycosyltransferase activity. Bases 311 to 1675 code for a protein of 454 amino acids. Gene Ontology annotation, cellular component: fungal-type cell wall. The record is from RefSeq and is a predicted model, not a curated record.
CUUUGCCAACCCGCCCGCCUGCCUGUUUUUUCUUUUCUUCACCCACGCUCGCUACCCGAAACCGGCCCAUUGCAUAGUCGGCGCAUCAUACCGCCACCCUCUUGCUUUGCGACGACUCCUCGCUGCCGCUGUCCUUCACCCCGGCGCAACCCUUACGCCGAUCACCAUCGUGCUUACCAUCUGUCGUCAUAAAACCACAGGAACGAGUGCCUACCGACGAAUGCGAUAGCCAUCUUACUGCGGUCCGACUCGCCUAUCGCACAUCAGCUUACACGACACGACAUUGCGCACUGCCAAAACGGCCCGAGCCAUGGUCCGACGCGUCCUCUCCACUGCCAUUGCUGCCGCCGCUUUUGCAGGCGUCGCAUAUGCAGACGGUGCCAAAUGCACAAAGGAUAGCCAUUGCCCCAAAGAGACGCCAUGCUGCUCGCUAUACGGCGACUGCGGUGUCGGCGCUUUCUGCCUUGGCGGAUGCGAUCCUCUAAUGUCCAAUUCCUUUGACUCGUGCGUCCCCGGCCCCGUGUGCCAAUCCGGCACAUACACGCUCGAUAGCCUCGACGAUGUCCAGUCGAUUGACAAGUACCUCGGCGAUGCCUCCAAAAUCAACUGGCAGUCGCAGGGCGACCCCACCAUAUACACAGAUCCCAAGACGGGCAAGAAGUCAACACUCUUGACCAUGGCCCAAGGAACAGUGGGAACGCUGUUGGCAUCGACACACUACGUUUGGUACGGCAAAAUUUGCUCCAAGCUUAGCACCGCCCAGGGCAAGGGUGUCGUCACUGCCUUUAUUCUUAUGUCAGAUGUCAAGGACGAGAUUGAUUUUGAGUGGGUUGGUGUGGACACUGGACACGUCCAGUCAAAUUAUUACUCCCAGGGCGUGACUGUUUACACAAAUGGCAAGAAUCUCACGGUAGCUGGUGGCGACACUGUCUCGACAGAGCACGAAUACUGCAUUGACUGGACAGAGGACACACUUACGUGGUCCAUCGACGGCAACGACCUGCGCACCCUCAAGCGCACUGAUACCUGGAACGCAACCGCGAACCGCUUCGACUUCCCGCAAACUCCCGCGCGCGUCAUGCUUUCACUCUGGCCCGCAGGUCUCCCUAGCAACGCAAAAGGCACUAUCGAAUGGGCUGGCGGUGAAAUCGAUUGGAACAGUCCUUACAUGACCAACGGCUACUAUGCUGCCCGCUUCUCUGAAGUCUCCAUUGAAUGCUACGAUCCACCACCAGCUGCGCAGAUCAAGGGAAAAAAGACUUACAAGUACACCGACGAAGCAGGCACUAACAAUACCGUUGCCAUCACCGACGAUGUAGUCGUUCUCGGCUCGCUCAUGGGUACAGGAACGGACCCCGGUGAGGAACAAAAGGGCACUCAAACAUCGGCUGUGGCCAUGGUGCCAGGUGGAAACCCUGGCGGUGGUAGCGCACAUGAUGCCGGUGACGCUCCCGCUGCUUCUGCCUCCAAUGCACCGGGCUUUGCACAACAAGCAACGAGUGUGGCUGGCAGCAAUGGCGGCAGUGGCAGCAGCCAGGGAGGAGGUGACUUUGUCCAGGGUGGCAGCAGCACUGGACAUUCGGGCGCUGCAACAACUGUCCAGCCCGGCCUUUCCUGUAUGGGUGGCUCCGUCUGCGCCAUUGUCGUUGCUGUUUUGGGAUUAGUUGUUUUGUAAUCCCCUCAAGUUCCUUUUCUUUCUUUCUUUUUGCCCAUGUCCUCCCAUAUCGGCAAUUCAUGACCGUUUCUCUGGUGCUUUUGUUUCCAACCAUUGUUUUUUUGGUAGACUGAGGAGUUUGAGCUUGAUACCUACUGUUUUAAUUUCCUCUUUUCUUUGCCACUCCUUAUUAUCCACGUUCAUAUUUCAGUACGCACUCUCCUAUCCCUUGCAUGAACAAAGGGUCAUGGCGAGACAGGCGGUCAGUAGCAACAGGAAACACCAACGGACAGAGACGCAGGAUGAAGAAGAAGAAGUAAACUAAUGGUACCCCUUUGUGUAAUGCCAUAGUCGUAAUUACUCAGCCAUAGCCCACCAUAGUAAUUUGUAAUCU